AUGGAUCAAAGCGCUCAGCUUCUAAAAUAUUAUGAGAAUCAAUACAACAAAUAUUCUAAGCAGAGUCAAGAAUUAGAAAAGCAAAUCGAAUUUUGGAAGAACGUUGAUGCCAAAGUCGGAAAUAAUAAUAAUUUCGAUGACUUCAACAAAGAGAAUGAAGGUCUUGAGGUCGAAAUCAAACGCAUUGUUGAAGAUUCCAAGAUCUACAUUGCCAGCCAAAAAUACCGAGACCUCCAACAGACCGAUUUCCAACGAAAGUUCUUAUCCGCUCAAUACAUUUUAUGCAAGCUCUGGGAAGAAGCUAAAAAUGACAAGGACAGGCGUGAGCAAACUUUAAAGGAAUGCCAGAACCUUAGCAACCAGAUUACAUCAUUCGAAGAGCAAACUAAGCCAAUUGUCGAGGAAACCCUUUCCAAUGUCAGAAGAACAACCUCAAACUCAAGACUUGCUAAGCGCAACAUCUUUCAUCUUCAAUGUAAACAACUUAUAGAUAAAAUGGAGUCGGAGCAGAAAAUCCUUCAAGAAAAGACGAUAAAGCUCACUGCUUCCACCGAAUCGAAUGUCCUCUCAGCUAAACUUCUUGCUCACGAAGCAAAUGCCAAGGCAUUGACCUUAAAACGCGCUAUCCUUACUACGCAAGACCAAGACGAACUUCAUGACCUCUGUGUAUGCAUGGCUAGUCACUGUGAAGAAAUGAACCGACUUCUCCCCGAAAUUCCUCAAUAUGAUGGAAUCAUCCAAUAUACCCAGCAAGUUACAAAUCGCCUUGAAGCCGAACGCCUACAAAUUAUCCAAAGCAUCCAGAAAUACGUAUCCGCGUUCAAGGCUCUCGAUCCAGUUUUUGCCGCAUUACUUGGAAUCAACGACCAAGUUUAUCUUGAGUACGACAAGCUUUCAUUCAACAACGAUGAUACUAAAUACCAGAUCAAGGAUGUCGCCGAUCAAGCCACCAACGCUAAACAGCAGAUUGAAGAGUAUAAAACAAGAUUGGAAACAACGAAACACAUUUUAUCAAAGGAAGAGCAAAAUCUCAAAGAUGAAGAAACAGCACAUGGUUUUACACAUGACCAAUUAGCCCAAGAAAUCACAAGUCUCAAAAACAAACUCCAAAAGAUGAAUAAAACCGAUAGCAAAUCCCUUGAAAGCAUAUGUAACAAUAUCAUUGGAAACAUCGCUGCUUUCGUCAAUCCGACAAAACAAACUGGUGUUCAGAGCGCAAUCUCCAAAGAUUUCAUGGAAAAAUUCAAUAGUUUCAAUAACAUCGUUGGAGAUCUUUGCAGAAACAUCAAGAAACAGGACAUUGAAAGGAAACAAGGCGAUUUAAUUAAAUUACGUCAGAACUUCGCCGAUAAAUUGAAGGAUAAUAAUAUCCAGAUCUACAAUCCAGAAUUAAUCUAUGUUUACGAUCCAAAUUUCGUCUGCAUUGCACAUAACGAGAAAGACAGUGUCCUACAAAUUAUUGGUGGAAAACCAGGUGCUUUAGCAGAAGCUCUUGUUAAUCCAACAGUUAUACAACAUGAUCCUCUCUACCACAUCAUUCUUUUACUCCACAUUUGCUAUACAAACAUUUCUAAUCAAGAUAUCAUUAUUCACAUCACUAAUUUCUUGAGUUACACAUUAAGUGCAAUUGAAAAAACGAACACAACUGUAGAGAAUCAAGCGAAAGCCAUGGAUGCAUUCAAGAUGAGAUCAUAUCCAAUUCCUGAUUACGAUGCUCCGGAUUCAACAAUUAUCGUAAACUCUUUCUCCCAGUAUAUUUACGAUUGGCUCAUCUAUUAUCCAGCUUGCUUCAAAGGAAACAAUCAAGGUAUUGAUGAAAUCGAAAAAUUAAUCAAUUUGAAGACUACGCCAUACAAGGAUAUUAUCUUGGAUAUGUUUAAGCCGAUUAAGGAUCCUAAGUAUCAGAAAAACGGCCCCGUUUAUAAGCAAGCUCAAAAAGAUUUCUCGGAAAUCGAGAAUGGAUGCAACGAUUUCAUGAUCAGAGCUUUCGAGAUCUAUCGCAACAUGAAUGUUAAGGAAGUUCUCAACUUCAUCUGCAAUAGUUCACAAGCACAAGAUGAUUACCACUCAAAGAUCGUUGCAUUACGCAAGGAAUUCCAAUCAUUUAUCUAUACAUCGACCAUUAAUGAUAAGAGGGCUAAAUACAUCUUAAUUGGCUGGUUCCACGCAGCAAUUGAUGCAUUAAGGAAAUACAAGAACUACGAACUCUUUUCUGCUAUCGCUGAAGCAUCAAAUAAGAUGACAGAUGAUUUCAUUGCUUCUGUAUCGAAGAAAUACAAGGAAAAGUUGCAAGAAUUGGAACAAGUCCAAGCUGAGCUCAAGUCUGCAAAAGAAGAAUACGAAAAGAUCAAAUUCCAGAUCGCAUCCGAUGUAGUUCCUUCUAUUCUCGAUUUCGAAAAGAAGAUUUUCGAUACAAGAAAUGAAUUCUUAAAGAAUAACAAGACUUCUAAAGUUCCAAAGGAUAUGCAGUCUAUCGAAUUAAUGAGAGAACUCGCUCCACUCUUCAAGGACUUCUUUGCUUCUAAGAAGGCAAAUAUCACUUUCUUCCUGCCAACUGAACAAAUCUCUAAGAUCAUGGCACACUAUCCUAAACAAAUCACUGAAGAAGACCUUCUUGAGAAGAAGAGAAAAUAA
Messenger RNA from Trichomonas vaginalis G3, 2634 nucleotides. RefSeq lists its product as uncharacterized. The coding region runs from base 1 to 2634 and encodes 877 amino acids. Lineage: Eukaryota; Parabasalia; Trichomonadida; Trichomonadidae. The transcript has a single exon. The record is from RefSeq and is a predicted model, not a curated record.